Molecule: messenger RNA, 1038 nt
Organism: Fragaria vesca subsp. vesca
Lineage: Eukaryota; Viridiplantae; Streptophyta; Magnoliopsida; Rosales; Rosaceae
Product: nudix hydrolase 2-like
Exons: 9
Coding region: 1-858 (285 amino acids)
Molecular function (GO): NADH pyrophosphatase activity; ADP-ribose diphosphatase activity; NAD binding
Source: RefSeq, a predicted model, not a curated record
AUGAAAAAUGGAGAAGGAGUAGGGGAAUUGGAAUUGGAAUUGGAUGAAAUGGGGAAGCUGCUGAAGGGUAGGAAUGACGAGUAUGGAGGUGUGAUCGUCCACAUGGAUGAUGAUGAGCCUUUGGACACUCCGACUUUCGUUUCAUCUCUCAGCUCUUCAAUCGCGCUUUGGAAGCAACAGGGCAAGAAGGGUGUUUGGCUCAGGUUGCCUAUACAACAAGCCAACCUUGUUGAGGCUGCAAUCCAGCAAGGAUUCUGGUACCACCAUGCGGAGCCUCAUUAUUUGAUGCUCGUCUAUUGGAUCCCCAACUCUGCUCAUACUCUCCCUGAAAAUGCCACUCAUCGUCUCGGAAUUGGUGCUUUUCUCAUCAAUCAAAACAGAGAGGUGUUGGUUGUCCAAGAGAAGGGAGGACAACAUGGGGGAACAGGCCUGUGGAAGCUCCCUACUGGAGCUGUGGAUGAGGGGGAAGAUAUCUAUGCAGCAGCUGUGAGAGAAGUUAAAGAAGAAACAGGAAUUGACUCCGAGUUUGUGGAAAUUCUAGCUUUCAGACAGAUCCAUAAGUCGUUCUUUGAGAAGUCAGAUUUGUUUUUUCUAUGCAUGUUGCGGCCCCUCUCCUUUGACAUCCAGAAGCAGGAUCAAGAGAUAGAAGCAGCCAAGUGGAUGCCGUUUGAGGAAUAUGCAGCUCAACCAUUUGUCCAGAAAUAUGAGUUUCUGAGGUACCUCCAUGACAUAUGCAAAACAAAGAUAGAUGGGAACUAUACUGGAUUUUCUCCUAUACCUACAACAACUUAUUCUGUACAGAAGAGCUACUUGUACUUAAAUAGUGCCCAAGCACCCAACAGACAGAGUAAACUCUGAUUAUAUGUACUUCAUUCACGAAGGAUUUUGGAUCGACUGUAUACAUGAUUAUACCCAAUACAUACAACAAGUUAUGUCCGGAGGGAAGCACCCUAGAGACACAAUAAACUCUGAUUAUCAGGUCGAUCCCUAGAAGAUUCUCAUUCUGUAAAUAACAAAUGCAUGUAAUUUUUGUAGUUU